AUGUCGGACAAGUUUGGCUCGUACGUGUCGUCGAAUGAGCGGCACACCCUGGAGACCAACCCCCGGCUCACCGUGUCGUACAGACCGACGAAGAAGCUCAAGUACUUGAUGCAUCAUGUGGCCAAGAUGCAAUUCAUUGAUGACAUCAAGUUCCACGAGAACAAGAAAAUCAUCGACCCAAACAGUCACUUUCAAUUUGUCUAG
Aphanomyces astaci is the source of this 204-nucleotide messenger RNA. RefSeq lists its product as hypothetical. NCBI's taxonomy places the organism in Eukaryota, Oomycota, Saprolegniomycetes, Saprolegniales, Verrucalvaceae. The transcript is spliced from 2 exons. The coding region runs from base 1 to 204 and encodes 67 amino acids. The record is from RefSeq and is a predicted model, not a curated record.